AUGGACAGACUGGACGAGCUGUUACUGCCGGAGCCGAACUUCCUCGCAGGUAAGCCGGUCACGUCUCCUCUGGAGUCCCGGUUACGGAGCAACCGGGACACGUUUUUCCCGCGCGUGGACGUCUCGACAGAGAAGCAGAAGAGGGAGGAAGCCAGGCGGAGAGAUGCGGCCGAGGAGAAGCGAAGGAAAGAGAAGGCAGUGGAGGAGGAGGUUCUUGAGACGUGGCGCGCUGACCGAAAACGAGAGUUGGUACUGUUCUUGAGGCGGGCCAACCGCGAAUUGCUGUCGGGCCCCGAAGUCAACAAAGCGGCCGCUCAGUUCACCGCUCUGACAGAAAACCCAGGGACGGUUCGUCCUCCAGAGGAAGUCCUCCGAGCUCUCAUUCGCGACCGUUUCGGAGAGGCGCCGAGGAGUGCGCCUGCGUCUGGAGACCGUCCGAGAGCGAGCGACGCGCCGGCUGCUGAAGAGAAACGCCCCGCCGCGGAACCGGCUCCGGCGGGGCCUCUCACAGCUAGCCAGCAGCUGUCUAUACAGCUGCGAGAGCGAGGGGCUCAGCUGACGCGCCUUCGCGAGCGGGAACGCGAGUCACGGAGGCAGGAAGAAGAGCGGGUGGCCCGCGAGAGAAGACGGCGCGGGGACGGCGGCCUGGCAAGGAGACCGCGAGGCGCGAGUUGCGCGGGAGCUCGGAAAGCCAGCUCUUCUCUCCGAGGGGUCCGCGACAAAGCAUACGCGGGGAGUCGACCAGUCCCUGGGGCGAUGAGCUUUGAGGAGAGCCGGCGGAAAGCCCAGAGACACGGAGUGCUGGUGACCAAGACCUUUGCGAAAAGUGCAUGCAAACCUGGGAACGCCACGCCGUCGGAGGCGGGAGAAGACGCCGAGUCCGUUGGGACCGGUAUCAACGGGAUCAGCAAACCGGUAAAGAGAUGGGUCAACGGGAAAGUGAUCGUGGAGAAAUGGGGCGGGAUUUCGUCCCUCGUGUACCUCCCGAAGAAGGCCAGUCGAACCAACGAAGAGGCAUCUCUCGCCCGAUCGUCGCCCGCCUCCGCCUCGUCCCCUGGCCCGCCCACGUCGGCCUCAGCCUGCCAUGGCGCCAGCGGGAGCGGAAGUGAAGCGCACGCGCUCGAAGGGACAGAACGUUCUCUCUCUGUCAACCAAGCUGUUCCGUCGAGCAAGGCGGAGCGACCGUCUCGGCCACGCGUGUCUCCUGCUCGGGGGCUGGGUCCGGUCGAUCGCAGUUGCUCCGCAUCCGAGACUCUGAACACCCGCUCUUCGCACCUCAGAAUGUGCCGUUACACCUCAGGCGAAAGCGACGAGACUCGACCUUCCAGAGGCGCUCGAGAGAAGCGAAGCCGAUCCCCAGGAUCUUCCGGCCGUUUCCCCGACGCACCUGGCGAGCAAAGACAAACAAAACCGGCUCUACCGCGUCAAAGUCCCCUCGAGGGGCGCGUCGGCCUCAGCAGUGUUCCCGGCUCCAGCAGAUACUCCGUCGUGUCGUCGAGCCGGGACAAAGGCCAAGGGACGUGCUCUGGACGGGAUCCCGCGUUUCCUCCGAACGCUGUCCAAGUUCCGACGCCAAGCUCGGCGUCGGGCUGUUCCGGAGUGCCGAAAGCGAAGAUUUCGCACAACUGCAACGGUUUUGCGUCGCUUCCCACGUCGCCUGGCCUCUCGGUUACCACGCAAGCUGCUCGCCUGGGGGCGUCGACCUCUCGCCCGAGAGCUUUCUGGGCUCCGACGCUCCAGAGUGGAAGCAAGGGUUCUGUCUCCUCUGGUUCGACAGGUUCAAAGACAGCAGUCUCUGCAGGAAAGCCCCGGCCUCGGUUUGUUGUCCCAGAUCUCCACGGCACCUCGCAGUCGGCUCUUCCCCCCAAAAAGUAUAUCUGUGGCGUCCCUCAGCCUGAUCGGAGUGUCUGUACACCCGCAGUGGGAACUUCUGGCGCGGCUUUAUGUCGAACUGUCGCGGGCGCGGGAACUCGCCCCUUCAUUUCCGCUGCCUCUGCUGUGGGCUCCCACAAAGCUAGUCGUGUCGAAGAGAAUGCGCUGGGGUUUCGAGCAAAGCCUGGGGGGUCAGCCGCGGUUCGUUCCCCGUGGCGCGCGAAGAAGCGCGUGGGAAUGCGGGAAGACGAGAGCCACGGGGAGGACGGUGAGAGUGAAGACGAGAUGGAGAAGGGCGCGGGCGCAUGCACGUCUCUUCCGCCUGUUACCGGUUUCCUGAAUCGCCUCCCCUCGCGUUCCCAGGGGAGACACCCUACCUGGAGGAGCGUGCCAAGUCAAGAGGAAGACGACGACGACAUGGACGAUUUUAUUGUCGACGACGAGGAUCUCGGAGACGGAGCAGACAGAGACUGGCAAGCGGAAAUGCGGAGAGUGACUGGCUAUGAUCCGCGCCACUUCGCAGGCCGCUUCGAGGGAGAAUGCGCUGAGAGCGGCUUCCAUCAGCAGCUUCAGGAGGAGCGUUACAGCGGUCAGGUCGCUGCUCAGGAGGACGCUGAAGAAUACCAAAAGAUCCUCGAUGAAGCUCGGGAAGAACGCCGACUCAAAAAAAUCAGAAGAGAUGACUAUCGAUAG
This is a messenger RNA of Neospora caninum, 2565 nucleotides long. RefSeq lists its product as hypothetical. Lineage: Eukaryota; Apicomplexa; Conoidasida; Eucoccidiorida; Sarcocystidae. The record is from RefSeq and is a predicted model, not a curated record. The transcript has a single exon. Gene Ontology annotation, biological process: regulation of DNA-templated transcription; nucleosome assembly. Gene Ontology annotation, molecular function: DNA binding; histone binding. The coding region runs from base 1 to 2565 and encodes 854 amino acids. Gene Ontology annotation, cellular component: nucleolus.